AUGGCAUAUAGAGCGUCCCAGCAUGAAUCAACAGGAUUCACACCAAACAUGCUUAUGCUGGGUAGGGAGUCCACCACCCCGUUAGAUAUCGUGUAUGAUAUGCCCUCAUCUUGGAAACAGGUACCAAAGUAUGACUGGGUCUGGGUUCUACUUGAUCUGAUGGAACGGGCUCAUCACUUGGUGAGGCGACAUUCGGAGGGAGCGAUUCUACGACAAAAACACUAUCACAACAUGAAGAUGUCCUAUGAACAAUUCAAAAGUUGGGACUCAGUUUAUGUGUACUUUCCCCAAAGGAAAACUGGUUGUUCACCAAAGUUAACAUCGUAUUGGCGAGGACCAUUCCAGGUCCUGGCAAAGAUCUCCGAAGUCCUAUACAAGGUCAACCGUUGGCGCAAUGGAAAGGAACAAAUGGUUCAAUGCGACAGGAUGAAAGCCUGUAAAGCUCAAAUACUCAGAGGCGAGGAUAUCGAGUCAGAGUCAAGUGACUCUCCAAAUGUUGAACUAAAUGUGGAAGAACAGGAUGAUGACUUUGGUUCAUCCUACAAAAAUGUUGAAUUCACAGACGAAUUGGUUGCUGAGAGCCGACCAAGACGUGAAAGGCGUACUCCAACUUGGUUACAAGAUUAUGUGGAGGACUAG
This is a messenger RNA of Magallana angulata, 639 nucleotides long. RefSeq lists its product as uncharacterized. NCBI's taxonomy places the organism in Eukaryota, Metazoa, Mollusca, Bivalvia, Ostreida, Ostreidae. The transcript has a single exon. The record is from RefSeq and is a predicted model, not a curated record. The coding region runs from base 1 to 639 and encodes 212 amino acids.